Molecule: messenger RNA, 297 nt
Organism: Schistosoma guineensis
Lineage: Eukaryota; Metazoa; Platyhelminthes; Trematoda; Strigeidida; Schistosomatidae
Source: the annotation of a GenBank genome assembly
AUGUUUAGGUAUGAAGCAAGCUGCAUGUAUGAGAAUCAUUAUUACGUCAGUGUUACAUAUGCACAUGGAUAUAUCUAUGCAAUUGGAGGUCAUAAUGGUGAAUACGGAGGUCGUUUAGACUCUGCAGAAAGAUAUAUUGUCGAUGAAAAUUUAUGGCAAACUAUAUCUUCAAUUAAUCAUAUACGUAGUGAUGGGUCAGCUGGAGAAUUACAUAGGAAAAUAUAUGUGAUUGGUGGAUUUGAUGGUCGAUAUUAUUAUGAUUCAGUGGAAUAUUAUGAACCGUUGACGGAUCAAUGA